Molecule: messenger RNA, 522 nt
Organism: Hordeum vulgare subsp. vulgare (domesticated barley)
Lineage: Eukaryota; Viridiplantae; Streptophyta; Magnoliopsida; Poales; Poaceae
Product: protein NUCLEAR FUSION DEFECTIVE 6, mitochondrial-like
Exons: 4
Coding region: 79-351 (90 amino acids)
Cellular component (GO): mitochondrion
Source: RefSeq, a predicted model, not a curated record
UUGUCUCUCGAGCGCAGGCUAGCCGGAAACCAUCUCCCCUCCUCCUCCUCCUCCCCCCGUCUCACCAAGCCAGCCACGAUGGCCGCCGCCGCCAGGUCGAUGCUCCGCUCGUCCGCUUCUCUUCUCCGCGCUGCUCCGGCGAGGGCCUCUUCCUCUGCGGCGCGACCGUCCCUUCGCCGCGCGUUGGGAGCGCCCCCUCGCCUCCUCAGGUCGCCCGUCGAGGCGAGCUUCUGCGUGGAGUCGCUGCUGCCGCUUCACAGCGCCACCGCCGCGGCGCGGAUGACGUCUAUGCUCGCCGUGCCUGGCCGAGGCCUCGGGUGGCUCACGGAAGGGAAAGACGAAACUAGAUGAAGACCAACUUGGGAAAGCUGAAAUUGAUGGAGUAUGAUGCUGACCUGCCAACGGAGCCAGGAGAUUACUAGUCUUUCAGGAUGAGUUGACAAAGAAAGGAAGCAUGCUUUUCUUUUUCUGUAUGUGAACUACGAUGAAAUUUUUAAUAAAUGAUGUUUGAUAUUGCUUAAA